GGUUAGUUUUUCGGGCGUUGAAACAAAGAUGCCUGUCGGAAAGAGAAAGAGACUCGACAUCUGUCGAGAGUGCAAGCACGCGAACCGACCGGCCAUCAUGGCUGCGCGACUCGGCCACGCGGGUUGCCUCGCGACCGCCUACCGCGAGCUCGGAGUCUUCAACGAGCGAGACGACUUCGGUGCCACGCCCAUCCACUUUGCCGCGAGGAACGGGCACCUGGAGUGCCUCAAAUGGCUCGUGACGCGCAGUGGAGUCUCCCCGAACGCCGUAGCAAGGAACGGGGCAACGGCCGCGCACGACGCGGCGGCCAUGGGCCACUUGGCUUGCCUGCACUACCUCCUGGAAAACACUGCGUGCUCGUCAAAAGACGCGACCGUGGAGGGAGCGACGGCGCUGCACAUGGCGUGUCGAUUCGGUCGACUCAAAGUGGUAAAGUGGUUGAUGGACUACACGGGAGCUAGUCCCGGCGAAAAGGGAGCCAACGACGUCACUCCGGUCCACCUCUGCGCCGCGAAAAAUCAUUUGGAGUGUCUGCAGUGGUUGACAAGACACCAUCUGUACAUGGCAAACGAGAAGACCGUUCACGGAGCUACGGCUGUCUACUUCGCCGCUCAGGAAGGAUGUGUUGAAUGUCUGCACUGGCUGAUGAACCAUGCGUCAGGCGACCCUCACAUGAUGGCAGAAGAUGGGAUGUCUCCAAUCCACGCUGCAGCUCAGGCUGGCCACAUUCCAUGUCUCACCUUCCUCAAAUCCAUUGGUGUGUCGGUACGGCAACCAGCAGAGGACGGGGCAACCCCUGCUCAUUUUGCAGCUGCCAGUGGUCAGGUUGAGACGCUGGAAUGGAUCCUGGACAACGGAGGAUCUGCACUGGAUAAAGACAACCUUGGAGGGACCCCGGUCCAUGACGCCGCGGAACAGGGACAGGUGAACACGCUGACAGCCCUCAUCCAGCGAGGUGUCCCCACUCAUCAAGAAGAUUACGAGGGGUUAAAGCCACUGGAUCUCGCCAAAGACAACCAACACAACGAAUGUGUCCAACUCCUCUUCAAAACCAUCUCCCCAUCCCUCUUGACCUCCAUGACACCUAGACACAGCAUGACUAGAGCUUCAGCUGCUGAUAAUCAACAGCAACGUAGGGCAGCAGAGCUGGAGAAACAGAGGGAGUUUGAAUCAGCGCUAAUGACAGGGGUCAGCGAGCAGAGGAGGGAGGCCAUGUGGUCCAAUGCUCAGCAACAAGCCGUAGCAGGGCCUCAGCCAGGACUGAAGAUGCUGCUGGAUGGGGACGUGGGUGCCUCUCCCUCCACGUUCUCCCUCGACCGAGACCCCCUGUGCCGCCCCGCCCCGGCCCCGCCCUCCUCCACCCGAUCCCGCCACUCCACCAACAGACGUGCCCCUUCGUCCGCCAAGACUAUUGAUGACAUGGACAUGACGUCCUACAAGCCACGCCCAGUGCUAAGCCCCUCCCUGUUUGAGGGACCUCCGGCACUGUCCCGGGACAACUCAGAUGUCCCAUCUGCCGAUCAUCAAUCUAACACCAAGAAAGCCAAAACAGAAGUUGAAGUUGACAAGCCUCAAGAGGUUAGCGGAAUGGAACCGAAACCAGUCAGAACGGAACAGAGACUCUCGGUCGCCAAGGAAACGACUCACAAAGCGUCGCCUAUUCCUAAAAGGGCAAAGUUUCUCCGCAAGUUCAGCAAGAAGGGAGGGAAAAAGAAACAGCAACUACCACCGGUCCCCGCCAAGAAGAAGGAAGUAGAGAGUGUGGUUGAAGAAAAGAUGGAGAGAGAGGUGGAAGAGAAGAUGGAGGAGGGAGGGAGAGAGGAUGUGACAGCUGCUGGUAGAGAGCUCUCUCUGGACACUCAACAACACGUCAAAGAAAUGAAGUUGGCAGCAAUGGAGGCCGGUACCUACACUGGAGGAUGGGAGGGACGACUGAGUGGUAGUGAGUCUGGACCUUACGACAUGAUCUCAGAAGAUCUGGUCCAGGGAGCCCUCAAGGACAGCUUGGCAGCUGCCAGAGGAGAGAUUCAAUUACCACCAAUUAAACCUUCCACUCCCUCCCCUCCUCCCUCGCCCACCCUCCCUACAAUUCCAGUGCUACAGCCUCCUCAACUUCCGGUUGAGAAACAUGGGCCUGUCAAAGAGAAGGCUGUAAUAACCAAGGAGAAGGCAAGAAAGAGCCUCAAAACACCAGACGAGACUGUCACCGUCAAUUUCAUCCCUCAGUCAAACAUAAAGAAGUCGUUUCCCGUGACUCACGUGAGACUGCUCAAGGAGGAAGACCUUUCAUCACCCGGGGAGAGUGAAGAUGAGGCCACCACCAGAGUCGAUUCUUCUGGAUUUGAAAAACUGGAUCUCCAGACUUUCGAAGAGUUUGGAGAUAACACUAGUGAGAACUACAACGAGAAAAAAGGAGAGGGAGAAGAAAAAGAAGUGGUUGGAGAGGAAGAAAGAGAAAAGAGAGAGGAAGAAGGGAAAGAGGCAGGAAAAGAUGAAGAAGAAGAAGAAAGGGAAGCAGGAGAAGGAGAAGAAGGACAAGGUGAACAAGGAAACAACUCCACGGAAAUAGAGAUUGAGAAGAAAGGCACAGAGGAAGCAAAUGACGGAGAGGAUGAAACAGAGAAAGAAGGAGGCACGGAGGGAGAAGAGACAAAAGGCAGAGAGGAACUCUCGCAUUUCAAGGAGGUAGACACGAAAACCUCUGAGGACAUGAUAUCAACAAAGAACCCAGUUCAAAGAGCAGCAUCGUUGGACACUAUGAAGCCUUUAGAGUUACCGCCACUCAAGAAAUGGGGGGACAUUCAGAAUCUGAAACAGGCUGAUGAGCUCGUGGAAGGAGACGCGGAGUUAAAGAUUGUUCUGGAAGAAGAAGAAGAAGAAGAAGAAGAAAGGGGGUCUGAGGAGGGAGGAAGAAAAUUGAGCGUUGUCCCCGAAGAAAAUGAAGAUGAAGAUGAAACUUACACAAAACUCUCUGAACACUUGACACUCACUGUGGAGUCUGGAGCGAGUCCUAACAGCAGCAAACAGCCAGAUAGCAGAGAGGGAGAUGGGUCAGAGACGGAGGUACUGAAUAGAGUCACUCGAAUGGAGCGAGAGAGAGGCUCAGCUAGUGGUAAGGGUGGUGUGAUGGUAGGAGAAGGUGUGAGGAGAAAGGGAUUGGAUAGGGUGAAGAUUGGAAGUGUCAGCGAAAAGUUGAAGAUGUUUGGUGGUGGGAGGAAAGUCACUCGAACUGUGUCAGACAGUUCGACAAAGAUCACAACGUCUAGUGACACAGUUAGAGCUGCAACAAAUGGUGGUGGAGAUGAAACAGUUGAAGAUGGAAUAGCUCCUCUGCCAAUAAUUGAGAAGAGGGCGUUGCGGAGUAAUUCGGAGGAAAAGCUCCGUAUGGACGGUCUGCCUUCUCUCUCGCCACCUCAGCAGCGAGCAAACAAAACACGCUCAAUUUCCUCUCCCCCCGCAUCCCCGCCGCUCGGCCGUCUUCAGGAAGGUGACGAGACUGAGACGACCGACGGAGUGGCCAGAGUAAGCCCCACCCCAAGCCCCGCCCAACUCCGACGAAAAAGCUCGACUGGGGUGUUCAGCCCACUCAUGAUAUCGACAGACGCCUCAAGCAACCGGUCGAAGAGCGAAAACUUGGAAAAAAUAGUUGAGACGGAACCGCACCUUUCCCAGCUAGUGACGCCCACAUCUAAAACACUCGAGGCUUCAAUCAGAGAUGAGAAGAGAUGGAGUGUGCGUGACGAUCGGGCACGAAGACAGCUGUUUGCACUCUCGGCUGAGGGGAAAGUCGGUUCUCGUGAGUCGGCCUACAUGGGCUGGGCGUCCCCGCCGCAGCUGACCCAGAUGAAGCAACGCUGGGAGAAGGAGGCCGGGGAGAGUGUGAAGAAGAGAGUUGCCAGUUUGCUGCGUACUCCUCGACUCACCGGACCACAAGUUCCCCUCGAGUUCCGGGGACUUCAGCCUCACGAGCCUGGAAGACUCACCGUGUGGAGACAAAAGACUGGUAGCCUACGGAAAAUUAUGUCCCCAGAGACCAUCAACUUUGAGGAAACUGACAUCUUCAUUUUUCUGAAGGAGCCUCUGCAUGGGCCUAUACUCCAUCAAGUGUACCUGUGGCUGGGGAGGCAAGCCAGCGAGCUCUCCGUUAGCUCCGUCCACCAGCACUGUCAGCAACUCAUGCACUGUCUACCAGGGGGAUGCCCCUUACACAAAGAGGUCCAAGGGCACGAGUCUGGAGGAUUUAUGUCGGCAAUUGGGGCGGGUGUGGCUUCAAAGCUCGCAGGCUCCACCCCUUAUGUCAAUGCAUCUUUGGAGACUGCCACUCUAUACAACUUGAACGAGACGUUUAUGACAUUCCAACCCAUGCUGACACGCCCACCUUCGCACUCUGACCUCACGACCUCUCCCACUCCCUCCGUCCUCGACACUCACAACAGAGUGUGGGUGUGGCUUCCAGCUGGUUACUGGGGCAACCAAACAACAAGGUGCUCGAACUACCAAAAGUCAGUAUUGGAUAUCGGUCAGGUUUUUCUGGUACAAAAGGGUUACCCCAAGUGGGCCCCCAUCACCGUGCUGACUCAGCACUGCGAGACACUUCAGUUUGUCAGCCUCUUCACCGCCUGGCCAAACUUGAACUUUGACCUGGCUCCGCCCACUUUCCAGCCGAUCUUGAAGAAUCUCAACCUACUUGAAUUGAUCACACCCACAGUACUGACCAAUCCCAGCGACAUGAAAAUUUAUAGAGUGGAGGGGAAUGAGCGACGCCCACUACCGCCCGUCCCUUCUUCCCAUCUGUCAGCGGGCGGAGUCUACAUGUUCCAGUGGACCACGUGCCACGCCUCUCCGCUGUACACAUGGGUGGAGACCUCGCUGUGUGUGUGGGUCGGCAGUCGAGUGGCUGACUACUGGACUGCAGUCGAGAGCUGCACCAAACACGUCGAAAAAGAAAUGCCACUGAUGCUGGUUCCAUCGGGACAGGAGCCACUCCAGCUCCUCUCCUUCUUCAAGGGGACAAUGGUGGUGCAUUCCUCUCCUUAUUCCUCUCCGCACCCCUCCCCUCUCCUCUCCUCCCCUCACCGUGGCACAUCGUCACCAGGUCACCAGACCACUCGACUUUACCAAGUCAGUGGAUCUUCUCUGGAACACAUCAAAGCCAUGGAGGUCCCGCCCAGCAGCUCGUCUCUAUGCUCGACCCACUGCUACAUCCUGUCAUCUCCUCCUCUUCUGUUCUCCUGGAGUGGGCACCUCUCAUCCGAGGAGACUCGGACUGGGGCACUCUACAUGGCUCAGAUCCUGAGCAGUUCGCAGAAGCCUCUGCUGGUGGCUGAGGGGCAGGAAGAGGAAGACUUCUGGAAAAGUCUCGGAGGAAAGAAAUCCUACCAGCACUUUGACCAUCAGAAAUUUCCAAACUGGUCGGUUCCAGAGCUCUACUGCUGUAUCUCCUCACAGAGCAGCCUCACAUUCACCCAACUCCCCCCUGCCAAGAAAAAGGACCUCAAAUCUAACGGAUGCUACAUUCUCUGGUUAAGAAAUCAGUUGUUUGUGUGGAUCGGUGGUCACUGGAAGAACGGAUCCUUCACUGCUGUAUUGAAAGCCUAUCUGUCCCAGUGCCACAGUGGAAGAACUGCCAGGGAUUUUGUGGUGACAGUGGCUCAUGAAGGCCGGGAAGGAGAAGGCUUCUGGCAAUGGUUUGAGCUACAGAGGUGUCUAGAGCCAAAGGCCAUUGACUCGUCUCAAGAUAUACCAGUAGUGAGAGCUUCAAAAGAAGACGAGACAUCAAAAGAAGCCAUACCCAUUGUGACCACACCCACUAAAGAUGAAGCUGCACCUACAGGUUCCGGAGAUCUAAGCGAGAGUGGUGAGAAGGUGAAGGGAGAGGGCGAGGGAGAAGGAGAAGAAGAAAACGGAGGAGAGAGAGGAGAAAAGGGAGAGGAUUCCUCAGAUGAACCAGUGAAAGAUCCCUCUCCUCCUCCCACUAUAUUCACUGAAGAAGCCACACCUACCACUGAACAAGAGACAAGUGUGGUUGAGACGCCUACUGACCUAACUACUGCAGUGUUGGCUGAAGCAGCAGUCGAGAAAACUGAUGAUGGUGAUAAUGCAGAAGGAGGCGGGGCUGCUGAACCUGGUCACGUGACUCCACCGACCAAUCAGAUAGCAGAAGAUGAAAGCAUGGAGAAUUUGUCACUGUCCAGUCUUCUCACACAGCCUGAAGAUUUGGAAGAAAUGGUCGCAUCAAAACAAAAGAAGAGAACAAAGAAAGCCAGCAUCAAAGCUACGAAAACGGUUACAGUUAAUGUCGAGGUGGAGGGAGGUAGGGUCAUCACGGUGACAGUAAGAGAGGGAGCCCCUGUAAUUAGCGUCAUGUUCCAAGUGGCGAAAACAGCUGGUCUGACUCUCACUCCCACCUCCUCUCUCUUCGAAAUUGUGCCACAACUGAGACUACAGCGCCUUCUUGAGGAGCAUGAGGUAAUGAAGACAGUCUCCUCUCAGUGGCCAACUGGCAAGCAUCGACCCAGACUCCUCCUCACUUCAUUUCACUCCAAGAACAUGCUGUGGGAGACAAACCCACCAAUCCCUCAGUCAUCCAUAACAGCCUACCUCGGGAGUGAGACUUUCCCUGAGCUCACCAACGAGCUCUUUUACAGCCCGCGGGCCACUAGACUCCAGUGGAAAACAACCUUGUUCAAACUCACCACGGGCGGAAUCUACAUCACUUCCGUAAUCUUCAACCAUUUUCAUAAGAUUAGAUUUUCCUUCCCUAACCUUAUAUAGGUGUCUGGGGUUUCUCAGCUGUAUGCUAGUUUGGAGCACCAUCUCUAUACUCCAACACCCACUGCAACCAUAUCCACUCCUACAAGAUUCUGCUUUGCGCUGAGGCCGGUGUCCUCGUGGAAACUGAAGGACGUGAAGUUGUUUUGUUGCACUGAUCUACAGACUAUGGCCACAUGGGUCCAUGGAAUGAGGCUCCUACAGCAUGGGAAGCAAUUGAGGGUAAAUUUGCAAGCUAUGAGGCUGAGACUCCAGAAAAGAGCAACCUCCAAUACAUAACUCUUAUAUCGAUUGUUUACCACUGACAACAACGCAUGCGCACACAAUUCACGACGCGCAUCGGCCGCCUAU
Geodia barretti is the source of this 7123-nucleotide messenger RNA. Lineage: Eukaryota; Metazoa; Porifera; Demospongiae; Tetractinellida; Geodiidae. The record is from the annotation of a GenBank genome assembly.